CACUGAUAGGUGGCACUGACUGGCAUCACUGCUGGGCACUGACUGGCGGCACUGCUAGGCAUUGACUGGCGCAACUGCUGGGCACUGACUGGUACAACCGCUGGGCACUGACUGGUGGCACUGACUGGCAGCACUGCUGGGCUGCACUGAUGGACACUGGUGGGUGGCACUGGUGGGUACAUGUGGGUGGCACUGGUGGACACAGGUGGGUGGCACUGCUGGGCACAGGUAGGUGGCACUGCUGGGCACAGGUAGGUGGCACUUCUGGGCACAGGUGUGUGGCACUGCUGGGGGGCACAGGUAGGUGCACUGCUGGGCACAGGUGGGCGGAACUGGUG
This is a messenger RNA of Staurois parvus, 338 nucleotides long. Lineage: Eukaryota; Metazoa; Chordata; Amphibia; Anura; Ranidae. The record is from the annotation of a GenBank genome assembly.